Messenger RNA from Mirounga angustirostris (Northern elephant seal), 10071 nucleotides. RefSeq names its product cytochrome P450 2C41. Lineage: Eukaryota; Metazoa; Chordata; Mammalia; Carnivora; Phocidae. Gene Ontology annotation, cellular component: cytoplasm; intracellular membrane-bounded organelle. The record is from RefSeq and is a predicted model, not a curated record. Gene Ontology annotation, molecular function: iron ion binding; heme binding; oxidoreductase activity, acting on paired donors, with incorporation or reduction of molecular oxygen, reduced flavin or flavoprotein as one donor, and incorporation of one atom of oxygen. The coding region runs from base 8304 to 9509 and encodes 401 amino acids. Gene Ontology annotation, biological process: xenobiotic metabolic process. The transcript is spliced from 9 exons.
AGGGUCAGAGCUCGGAGAAGCAGACUCCCUGCUGAGCAGGGAGCUCGACUCAGUCCCGGGACUCCAGGAUCAUGACCUGAGCCGAAGGCAGUCACUCAACCGACUGAGCCACCCAGGUGCCCCUGGGAAGAGAGUUCCUGAAUGCUCCCUGAACCAUUUCUGUAGGUUGUUUGUCUCUUGGGAAAAUGUUAUAUUCAAUGCAGAUCAGAUUAUCUCUGCCAUAGGGUAAUUGAGCUAGGAUUCAGAAGGAAAACCAUUUUGAGAGAAUAUUCAGUCUGAUGAAAAUACAGAGAGGUGUGUUUUUUCUUAAGUGGAAAUAUUCACCAGCCAGUCGUGCUGACCAAACAUCCCUGUAACUUGGUUGCUUAGUAGUCCUACUGAGUUUCCCUAGUCUGUUCUAUUAUGUUCUCCAGUGACUAUAUCAUGGUUUUACAUCUGUAGUAACUCCUCCCUCUCACCUUGCUCCCUGUUGGCACUGAGAAAAUAGAAUUAGAAAAGAACUUGAAAAAGUUGCCAGGAUGGCAUCUAUAAACCUCCCAGCAUUUGUGCCCAUGUAGCCUCCUUUCCUGUUACUAUGGAUAUAUUGUCCUAGUUAGAGCCAGCUAGAGCCAACAGAAGUACCCCAUUUCUUUCUCUUGUGGAAAACUCCUUGGAAAGUUGUCUGUAUUCACUUUUUUUGUUGUUCUCUUCCAUUGUUUUCUGAACCUGUUCCAGUCAUCCCUCUCUUUCCAUUGGAACAUUUUUUUUUUUCAAGAUUUUUAUUUAUUUUUUGACAGAGACAGCGAGAGAGGGAACACAAGCAGAGAGAGUCGGAGAGGGAGAAGCAGGCUUCCCUGCCGAGCAAGGAACCUGAUGUGGGGCUCGAUCCCAGGACUCUGGGAUCAUGACCUGAGCCGAAGGCAGACACUUAAUGACUGAGCCACCCAGGUGCCCCUCCACUAAGCAAUUUCUUUAGUUUGCUAGUUUCUAGCAAACACAUCGCCUGGUUUUCCUUCCUACUUCUCUGGUUCUUAGUCCUCUUAGCUAUUUCUUAUGUCUUUGACCCAUUAGAAUGUCCCAAGCAAGGCUUGGGGCUCCCUUGAUGGUCUUACCUCCUUGCCUUAUAUAGAUGACUCAAAGUUAUAUCUCUAGCCAGAAUCUUUCUCCUGAACUCACAUCCGGCUACUUGACAUUCUUACUUGGUUGCCUGAUGAGUCACUCAAACUUCCCAAAUGUGAGCUUAAGAACUCGUGCUCCAGCCCGUUGAGACUGUUAGAACCCAUGAAUUUAAUUUUCAGCUUCCAAAACUUGUGGUGCCAUCUCUUCUCUUCUGGGAGUUUAAUACCUCUCUCAUCCUUUUAUGUUCUUUUAGUUCUAGAUUUUAGUAAGGGGCAGAAGGGAACAAAUAUUCUAAUUCUGUGAUACUGAAGCGAAUACUCCCUGCUUCUGUUUUUAUAUAAAAGAGUAUUCUCAACACAGUACUUGAAUUCCUUCAGUUGGACAAAUUUGUCAUGAAAAAGACUUUAUUAGCUUUUUUUGUUCAUUGAGUCUUCCAUAUCACUAGACAGUUCCUAAUGUGUUGAGAGGUGUAGUGAAAGUGGUACACGAACAUUUCUUAAAAAUUGAUGUAUUUAUGGGGUGCCUGGGUGGCUCAGCUGGUUGUGACUCCCUUCAGCUCAGGUCAUGAUCCUGGAGUCCCAGGAUCGAGUGCCGCAUCGGGCUCCCUGCUCGGCAGGGAGUCUGCUUCUCCCUCUGACCCUCCCCCCUCUCAUGUGCUGUCUCUCUCUCUCUCAUUCUCUUGGAGAGAAAGAGACCAGUGGGGAGGGGCAGAGGGGAAGGGAGAGAGAAUCCCAAGCAGACUCCUUGCUGAUCACAGCCCCGGAGGUGGGGCUCAGUCUCAUAAUCCUGAGAUUGUGACCCAAGCAGAAGCCAAGAGUCAGAUGCUUAAUGGACUGUGCCAGCCAGGCUCCCUGGAACUUGAACAUUUCUAAGCAAAUGUGUUUGAUGGCAUCUUUCACUAAUGUCUUAGCAGUUAUAUAUGAUUUUUUAGUCUUAGUGGUUUGAAGUAAUACUUUACGAGAAGACUGUUUCAAUUUGAGCUUCUUUUUAAAUUAAUGGUAGUUAAGUUUUUAUGAUCCUAUUUGCUGUAUUAGCUAGUACAUCUCCACAAAUUACAUACUAUAUUUUUUACUUCACCAUCAAUUAUGGUUACCAAAUUAAGCCAAGGAAUCAUAGUUAAGGAUACAAAUUUAUUAAAUCUCUUUUGCUCUUUAGUUUUUUGGAAUCACUUAUUGUCAUGACUUGAUUUACUACCAUUACCAUUACAUUCAGAGAAGAUGUAACUUAACCAAAAUCUAGUGAAGUUUGGAGCACCUGGGUGGCUCAGUCGGUUAAGCGUCCAACUCUUGGUUUCAGGUCAGGUCAUGACGCUGGGGUCCUGGGAUCGAGCCCCAUGUUGGCUCCCUGCUCAGCAAGGAGUCUGCUUUUCCCUCUCCCUCUGCACCCCCACUCAUGUUCUUUCUCUCUAAAAUAAAUGAAUAAAAUCUUUAAAAUAUUUUUUUUUAAAAACUCGAAUUCCUGAGCUAUGUCUGCGAGUCUGUUAUGAGAAACACAGUCCUAAAGCGUAAAUUGUCCAUAAUUUUUCCUAAUCUCCCUUUCACAAAUCUGUGCCCUACCCAGAUCAAUCAACAGAUUGACCCCCCAAGUCACACUUCUGAGUCUUCUGUUUGUUUAUUCCUGAGUCUUGUUACUUCAUAUCCAUCACUGGCUUGGUUAAAUAUCACCAUUUGAAGAGAGGUCUCUUAGGGGUCUGUGGGGGGGUGGGGGAUUACGUGAGCUGCUCCACUUCACUAGAGUAUUUAAGAACAUUUAUAAAGUAUGCCUGCCUCUCUUCAUGCUCAGUACUCUGCCACCACCUACCCAACUAAGGUGGUCAGAUUCAGGUUUCAUUCCUUUUUUAGCUUUAAUAAGUUCUUUAAUGAAAUGUAAAAGUAGCAUAGUCACUAAGGGACAGAGAUCAGGUAGACUGCAUAUAUCUUAUUUUAACAAAAGGAAGACCAUAAAAUUGUCAAUGCGUUGAAGGAAAAAAAUUCCAACCUAAAAUUUAAAGUUGUUUUUUUAAGAUUUUUAUUUAUUUUUUUGACCAAGAGAUAGCACAAGUAGGCAGAGAGGCAGGCAGAGGGAGAGGGAGAAGCAGGCUCCCCGCUGAGCUGGGAGCCCGAUGCAGGGCUCGAUCCUAGGACUCUGGGAUCACGACCUGAGCCGAAGGCAGCCACUUAACCCACUGAGCCACCCAGGCGCCCCCAACCUAAAAUUUAUAUCCAUCAUUGGCCAUCCCUGGAGAUUCACACAUAACAUUCAGCUGAUUCAGUAGGCGGUUAAAACUCCUAUAGAUGAAGAAUAGAGGAGGGCACCUGGGUGGCUCAGUUAAGCAUGGUUCUCUUGCUCUCAGUUCCGGUCAUCUCAGGGUCCUGAGUUCAAGCCCCACGCUGGGCAUGGAGCCUCCUUAAAAAAGAAUAGAGGAGUGAUGUAAUUUUAAAUGUCGCACAGAUGUUAUUAGCAGGUGACCUUAUAACAAUUAAAAUUAACCAUUUUGGACUACAAACGAUUCUCACCCUUUAAAAAAGUUACUGUAAUAUAAAUCAUUUCCUGUAGUCCCAUUUCAGGAUAAUUACAAAGUGUGAACUAAAUUAUAGAACAAUUGCUUGGAAAUUUUGUAACUCCUAAAUCUUUGGAUCAAAGAAGGCACCCAAGACAGUAUUGCACAAUAAUUUUAAAAUACAAACAAUGGAUGUACUCACUGGGUAGAAUAGAGCUAAAAUUCACUGCAGAAAUAAUGUGCCAUCUAAUACUUAAGAGCAUUUAUGACAAGCGUGUGAAAAUGAACAAUAAUAUAACUUCAAAAGUUAGAAAUCGAAAAGGAAAACAGUUAAAUUUUGGCAUAAAAUAUCUUAGGGCUCUGAAAAUCUGAAUUUUUUUUUUUUUUUAAAGAUUUUAUUUAUUUGCGAGAGAAAGAAUGAGAGACAGAGAGCAUGAGAGGGAGGAGGGUCAGAGGGAGAAGCAGACUCCCUGCUGAGCAGGGAGCCCGAUGCGGGACUCGAUCCAGGGACUCCAGGAUCAUGACCUGAGCUGAAGGUAGUCGCUUAACCAACUGAGCCACCCAGGCGCCCUGAAAAUCUGAAUUUUUGAUAGAAAAAUGUAAGAACUCCUAGGGUUAUUUUUCUUCUCUGGAUGCCCAGUGAAUUCUUUGAGCUCUGCAGAAAGUUCCCCUGCGUAGUUUAAAAUCCUGGUGGAAAAGGACACAUUCCUGGGAGGUUCAGGGGUCAUGUGGACCAAACAAACUCAUUUUCUGAGAAGGACGCUCUAGUUUUGGCCAGAGGAGGGACUUGGUGUUCUCUGAACCUGUGAACUUGCCCUGCUGGGGCGCUUGGAUGGGUCAGAUCUGAUAACACUAGCCUGGGAGGCUGGUGCUCCUGUCACUUCAACCCUUGGUCCGCAGAGGUCACAUCAAUGUUCUGUUUGCCUGUCUUUUCCAAAGUGGGUGUAACUUACAUUCUCCCCAGCAGAGUAUGAGAGUUCUAAUUUCUUUUAGGAUUUUUAAAUUUUUAAUUAUUUGACAGCACAAGCAGGGGGAGCAGGAGAGAGAGAAGCAGGCUCCCAGCUUGAACAAGGAGCCCAAUGCCAUGUGGGGCUUGAUCUCAUGGUGCUGAGACCAUGACCUGAGCAGAAACCAAGAGUUGGACACUCAACCAAGGAACCACCCAGGAGCCCCUCUAAAGCACAUUUUAAAAAAAGAUUUUAUUUAUGAGAGAGAACACAAGCCAGGGGAAGGAUAAAAGGGAGAAACAGACUCUCCUCUGAGCAGGGAACCCCACGUGGGAAUGGAUCAAAGGACCCCAGGAUCGUGACCUGAGCUGAAGGCAGACACUUAACCAACUGAGCCACCCAGAUACCCCUAAACCACAUUUUUUAUUAAGAACCAGGACUCUGGAGAAAUGGCAGAUUGGAGAGUAGAGCAGGAGAAGUAGGAGAUGAGACUGGAAUAUAUUACUACAGUUAGAAAAUUAAGAAAUUGCUCAAAGGUUGAUGGAAUUAUGUAAAAAGAGCAAAGAAUCCCAUCAUUAGACAAUUUGAAAAACAAUAAUAUAAUGGAUUGUAACCUGUGAAAGUAAUUGAAUGCCUGAUUCCAUAAUAAAUAAAUACCAUUGAAAACUUGAAUAGUUAUUUAGUUUCAAAGAGUCUACCCUCAAAAUAUUUAAUUACAAAUGCUGUUAAGGGGCACCUGGGUGGCUCAGUCAAUUAAGCAUCUGCCUUCAGCUCAGGUCAUGAUCUUGAGGUCCUGGGAUCGAGCCCUACAUGGGGCUUCCUGCUCAGCAGGGAGUCUGCUUCUCCCUCUCCCUCUGUCCCUUCUCCCCUGCUUGGGCACUCUCAAAUACAUAAAAUCUUUUUUAAAAAUAAAAAUAAAUAUAUAUAGGGGCGCCUGGGUGGCUCAGUUGGUUGGGCGGCUGCCUUCGGCUCAGGUCAUGAUCCUGGAGUCCCUGGAUCGAGUCCCACAUCGGGCUCCCUGCUCGGCGGGGAGUCUGCUUCUCCCUCUGACCCUCCCCCCUCUCAUGUGCUCUCUCAUUCUCUCUCAAAUAAAUAAAAUCUUUAAAAAAAUAUAUAUAUAUAUAUAUAUAAUUUUAUGGUGGAAGAGACUGCCAGGCACUCUUAAGUAAUCAAAGUGAACACCCAUAAUGGGCAGAUUGAAGUUGUCAUCUACUAGGAUUCAAUGAGAAGAAAAAGCAUUCUGUGAUAUUCCUGUCAAAGAUGCAUAACCUCGGGGCGCCUGGCUGGCUCAGUUGGUGGAGCGUGGGACUCGAUCUCAGGGUUGUAGCCUCAAGUUGGGGGUAGAGAUUACUUGAAAUCUUUGAGGGGUGGGGGAAGAUAUACAUAACCUGAAUCUAAUCAUGAGGAAAUACCAGACCCAAAUUGAGAUUUUACAAAUACCCAGCAUAUAUCUUCAAGGGUCAUGGAAGUCAAGGGAAGGCUGAGGAACUAUUCCAGACUGAAAUAGAUUAAGGAGACAUGACAACUUCUUGCAACAUGUGAUAAUAGGUUCUGAACUGAAUAUAAAGGAUGUCAUGGGGACUUUUGGUGAAACAUUAAUAGAAUGAGGAUUGUGUGGUCCUAAUGCAUUAAUUUUAGUUUCCUGCUUUUGAAAAUUAUAUUAUGGUUAUAGGGGAGAAUUGCAUUGUUUUUAGGAAAUACCAAAAUAUUUUGGUUUUGGAACUUAAGGUCAGCGAUUUACUCUCAAAUGUUCAAAAUAAGGAAAUUCUUUGUACAGACUUUGGACUUUUAUGUACACUUAGGAUUAUUAAAAGUAAAAUACAUGAAUAUAUAUCUAUGAAGCCAGCAAUGGGCUCAUAUCUAAACUACAAACCCUUCACAAAGAAGAAUUGAUAUUGUCAAUGGACAUCUGAAAAAGCGCUCAGCAUCAUGAAGUGUAAUGGAAACGUGAAUUAAAACUACAGUGAGCUGGGCGCCUGUGUGGCUCAGUCGUUGAGUGUCUGCCUUCGGCCCAGGUCAUGGUCCCGGGGUCCUGGGAUUGAGUCCCACAUCGGGCUCCCAGCUCAGAGGGAUGCCUGCUUCUCCCUCUCCCACUCCCCCGGUUUAUGUCCCCUCUCUCACUGUGUCUCUCUCUGUCGAAUAAAUGAAUAAAAUCUUUAAAAGAAAAAAACAAAACUACAGUGAGCUAUUACAUAUCUGUCAGAAUGGUUAAAAUGAAAAACUGAAUAUACUUAGUGUUGGCAAGAAUGUAGAGUAACUGGCAAUUCAUAGUAAAACUUUUCAAACAUUUGGAUAAUUAUUUGGCAGUAUUUACUAUAAGAAAACACCUGCAUCUCCAGCAAUUAUAUAUACUGAACAGAAAACCAAUACAUUGGGAUACAAAAAAGCCAUCUAUAGGAAAUUAAUAAUACUAUUCAUAGUAGUCUCAAACUAGAAUCAACCCACAUGUCCAUCACAAUAUGAUGGAAAAAAAUAGUGGAAUAGUUAUAAAAUAAGACACUAUAAGAAAACGUGCUAUUUGCAACAAUAUGAAGUGAAAAUACUAAAUGUAUAAUUUAGUUUAUAUAAAGUUCACAAACAGGCAACACUAACAUUUGAUGUGAUACUGGAUACAUUUAGUGAGGAGGAAGAUUCUCAGUAGGAGGCAUAAUGGGGUUUCUGCAGUCCUGGCAAAAUUUUUCUUGGCCUGUGUGUUGGUUUCACAGUAUAUGUUUAGAUGAUAACUCACUGAGCAGAACUUUUAGGACUUUAGGUAUAUUAUGCUUCAAUGAAAGGUUUCUUUAACCGAGGUCUGUAGUACUCUCACUGUGGAAGGCCACAUGCUGAUACCCUGCUGACCACCCAUUUGGGCAGCGAUGGGAAAUCCCUUCACUGUGCAAGGUUACCGAACUGGGAAUGGGAAAGCUGGAUUCUAAGACAAGGUCUUGUACUUGAUGAGUUGAUGGCACUUCACCUCACCAAGUCACCAAUUCCUCACUCCAAAAAUUAAUUUAGGGAUUCCACUAGGGAUUUCUGAUGACUUCUAUCUUGAAUCAUUUGUCACUCUUCCAUUUUCUAAGGAGAAAGGGCCAGGCAGGAGCCUCAGAAAGAGGGAGGAACAGAGCAGGGACACCUGUCUCCCAAGUAAUAAAAAUGAUUGCUAUAAAGAGAGCCAUGGAGGGGUGCCUGGCUGGCUCAGUCAGUAGAGCGUGCAACUCUUGAUCUCAGGGUCAUCGGUUCUAGCCCCAUGUUGGGCUCACAUGGAACCUACUUAAAAACAAACAAAACAAUCACGGAGUUCAUUAGGUAGUGUGGCUCUUUUAGAACUAGAGCUAUGAGCCAGGCAGCAAAUUAAUGCUUCUCUUUGUCCUUGGUAAAUUACGAAGUUUCACCAAGACCUGGACUCAAGUUCUAAAGGUUACAGAUCUUUUCUGACCCCAUGCUUAUAACUACCCUGUGCUGCCAUUUUGAAAGUCACUGAUGAAGGUAAGUCAUAGAAUGCUGAAUCAUACUCAGUAAGCAUUCAAUAAAUGUGAAGAAACUUACUUGAACUGAAUGUUUUUCUUGUAGGGAAGCAUGCACCACUCAGGGCGUGUGGCUUCUGAGCUCUACCACCUGCAGUCUGUGUGUCCUUGGAAAAAGGUGCUACAGCCCCGAGACCCAGCUGCCUCAUCCUUAAAAUGGGAAUAAUUUUAUCUUAGCUCUCAAAAGCCUAUGGCCCUGUAUUCACUCUGUAUCUUGGCACGAAGCCCACUGUUGUGCUGCAUGGGUAUGAAGCAGUGAAGGAAGCCCUGAUUGAUAUGGGAGAAGAGUUUUCUGCAAGAGGAAGUUUCCCAAUAGCUGAAAAACUUAAUAAAGGACACGGACUCCUUUUCACCAGUGGAAAGAGAUGGAAGGAGUUACGGCGCUUCUCCCUCAUGACCCUGCGGAAUUUGGGGAUGGGGAAGAGUGACCUUGAGAGCCGAGUUCAAGAGGAAGCCUGCCACCUUGUAGAAGAAUUGAGAAAAACCAAUGCCUUACCCUGUGAUCCCACUUUUGUCCUGGGCUGUGCUUCCUGCAAUGUGAUCUGCUCCGUUAUUUUCCAGCAUCGUUUUGAUUAUACAGAUCAGACUUUAAUUGGUUUCCUCAAGAGAUUUAAUGAAAACUUCAGGAUUUUGAGCUCCCCAUGGAUCCAUGUCUACAAUAGCUUCCCCGCUCUCCUUGAUUAUCUCCCAGGAAGUCAUAAUACAAUGUAUAAAAAUUCUGUUUUUGUAAAAAAUUACAUUUUGGAGAAAAUAAAAGAACACCAAGAAUCCUUGGACAUUAACAAUCCUCGGGACUUCAUUGAUUAUUUCCUGAUGAAAAUGGAACAGGAAAAGUACAAUGAGCAGUUGGAGUUUACUUCUGAAAACUUGAUAAACACUGCAGCUGAUUUGUUUGCAGCUGGGACAGGGACAACAAGCACCACCCUACGAUAUGGUCUUCUGAUACUGCUGAAGCACCCAAAAGUCACAGCUAAAGUCCAGGAAGAGAUUGACCAUGUAAUUGGCAGACACCAGACCCCUUGCAUGCAAGACAGGAGCCGCAUGCCCUACACGAAUGCAGUAUUGCAUGAGAUCCAGAGAUACAUUGACCUUGUCCCAAACAACCUGCUUCAUGCAGUGACCUGUGACAUUAAAUUCAGAAACUAUGUCAUCCCCAAGGGCACAACCAUAUUAACAUCACUGACUUCUGUGCUCCAUGAUGACCAAGAAUUCCCCAACCCAGAGAUAUUUGACCCUGCCCACUUCCUGGAUGAUAGCGGCAACUUUAAGAAGAGUGACCAUUUCGUGGCUUUCUCAGCAGGAAAACGAGUAUGCGUGGGAGAAGGACUGGCCCGAAUGGAGCUGUUUUUAUUCCUGACCACCAUUUUACAGAAAUUUACCCUGAAAUCUCUGGUUGACCCAAAGGACAUUGAUACCACCCCUAUUGCCAGUGGGUUUGGCCAUGUCCCACCCCCCUACCAGGUGUGCUUCAUUCCCAUGUGAGGAAGGGCAGACCAUCUGCCUGCCCCUGUGCUGGUGUCUGUGACUCCUCCUCCUAUGGGGCAUCAUUCACCUCCUUCUCACUGCUGGGGAUACACUCUCUGACCUCAUCUCCUACUUCCCCAGUCCCUUCAUACCCAGUGAACAUCCAACCUCCAUUAAAGGAAAGUUUCCAGGGGCGCCUGGGUGGCUCAGCCAGUUUAAUGUCUGCCUUCAGUUCAGGUCAUGAUCCUGGAGUCCUGUGACCGAGCCCCACUUUGGGCUCCCUGCUCAGCGGGGAGUCUGCUUCUCCCUCUCCUCCUCUCCGGCUUGUGCUCACUCUCUCGUUCGCUCACUCUCUCAAAUAAAUAAAAUCUUUAAAAAAAAAAAAAAAGAGCAAAGUUUCCAGAAUUUCAUUGUACACAUGCUGUGCUGUUGUUUAUACUCUAUAACACUUGUAUUUGCCACCACAUAUACUUAUCUAAUAUUGAGCUAUUACCAUGUUAUCACCAUGGAACAAAACCAAAUGAUUAGUAUACGCUAACACACAGUCAUUUGUCCUCUGCAUGUUGUAAAUGGAAAGCCU